This is a messenger RNA of Cornus florida, 1996 nucleotides long. RefSeq lists its product as uncharacterized. NCBI's taxonomy places the organism in Eukaryota, Viridiplantae, Streptophyta, Magnoliopsida, Cornales, Cornaceae. The record is from RefSeq and is a predicted model, not a curated record. The transcript has 13 exons. Gene Ontology annotation, molecular function: protein serine/threonine kinase activity; ATP binding. The coding region runs from base 511 to 1950 and encodes 479 amino acids. Gene Ontology annotation, biological process: peptidyl-serine phosphorylation; intracellular signal transduction.
UUAUUCUUGUUUCAAUGCCCUUGACAAGGUGGUUUUGGGAUGGCAUUGAGACUGGCACAUCACUUUUCCAGCGAGGAUAAGCCAAAUGGGGGCUGGCUUUAGUUGCUGAUUGAUUGGAAAUAAAAAAUUAUGUGAAUUAAAGGGCAAUAAUUAAAGAUAUGAUAAUAAUGAAAUUUGCUACCAAUAAAUAUUUUUUAAAUCUUGUCUCACUAUACUUGGCUGGAAGAUGAAAGACUGAUUUAACGCGGUUACUUUAAAGAUAAUAUAUUUCUCGGCAGAAUAUACUGUCUGUGGUUGCUAUCGUUUGUUAAUAAGAAAAUCAAAUUUUCAGCCAUGAAAAAUAUUAACAAGUUGGUUCAGUUUUGUUGCAUCAUCUGUGGUUGUAGUUUUUGCUUGACAAUAUUCCUUGUAAGAUGAAAGGCACCCUCCGAGAAAGGAAUAGUUGGUCUGAACUCCGAAUUGAAAAGCUCUGCUGAGAAGUCUAGAGCUACAAGAAUAUUAUGUGGUCCCAUGUGGCGUUCAGUUCUAGAAAGGGAGUUAGCAUCUUCAGAUGUAUCUGAAGAGGAACAAAUUAAUCUAUUGAAGGAUUUGGAGCGCAAAGAGACUGAGUACAUGAGACUUAAACGGCACAAGUUCUGUGUGGAUGAUUUUGAGCUUCUAGCCAUUAUUGGGAGAGGAGCCUUUGGAGAGGUUAGACUGUGCCGGGAGAAGAAAUCUGGCACUAUAUUUGCCAUGAAGAAGUUGAAGAAGUCAGAAAUGCUUAGCAGGGGACAGGUUGAACAUGUUAGAGCUGAAAGAAAUUUGCUUGCAGAAGUUGCCAGUCACUACAUAGUCAAACUUAUUUAUUCCUUUCAAGAUGCUGAAUUCUUGUAUCUGGUGAUGGAGUAUUUGCCUGGUGGGGACAUUAUGAAUUUGCUGAUCAGAGAAGAGACUUUAACUGAGACUGUGGCUAGAUUUUACAUUGCCCAAAGUGUUCUGGCCAUAGAAUCUAUUCAUAAGCAUAACUACAUCCACAGAGACAUUAAACCUGACAACCUUCUAUUGGAUAAAAAUGGUCACAUGAAGCUCUCCGAUUUUGGUCUUUGCAAGCCUCUUGACUGUUCAAAUUUGUCUGAUAUAAAUGAAAAUGAAGUGAUUGAUGAUGAGAAUUUGAGGGAAUCAAUGGAUGUUAAUGGAUGCUUUCCAGAUAAUGCAAAAGGAAGACGCUGGAGAAGCCCCCUUGAACAGUUGCAGCAUUGGCAGUUAAACAGAAGGACAUUGGCAUUUUCCACUGUGGGCACACCUGAUUACAUUGCUCCUGAAGUAUUACUGAAGAAAGGAUAUGGCAAAGAGUGUGAUUGGUGGUCUCUUGGUGCUAUAAUGUAUGAGAUGCUUGUGGGUUACCCUCCAUUCUACUCUGACGAUCCAAUAACAACAUGUAGAAAGAUUGUUCACUGGAAAAACCACUUAAAAUUUCCGGAGGAGGCAAGGUUGACUCCUGAAGCAAAGGAUCUGAUCUGUAAGUUGCUUUGUGAUGUUGAGCAUAGGCUAGGUACUCAAGGGCCAGAACAUAUCAAAGCUCAUCCUUGGUUCAAAGAUAUUGUAUGGGACAAACUCUAUGAAAUGGAGGCAGCAUUCAAACCAGAGGUCAAUGACGAACUUGAUACACAAAAUUUCAUGAAAUUUGAUGAGGUGGAUCCUCCAACGCCAGCAAGAACUGGUUCUGGAUCCAUAAGGAAGACGUUGUUGACUCCCAAAGAUUUAAGUUUUGUUGGUUAUACAUACAAGAACUUUGAUGCUGUCAAAGGGAUGCGUCAUUCUUUUGAUAUAAGGAGUAGCACGUCGCCACCACGUUCGUCAAUUGAUUCUAUUCGCAGUGAUUCUGCCGUGGACUACUCUGUCCAGCUGACAACUGAUGAUGAUGCAGAGACACUGAUCCAUGUUCCGUCAGCUGAUAUCAUUUCAGAGUGAUGAGCAAACCAAGCCAUCGCCUUGUAAAUCUUUCUUUUUUUUUUUU